AUGGCGAUAUUGAGUAAAGCCUCAGUCACUUGCCAUCGACGGUUGUUGCGAGCGUGCCCGUAUUCCACAGCACGGUGUACACUGGCAGAUUCAUUUGGGGCAUUUCACUUGCCAGAAGUCACACCGGCAAAGCCUGUCUCUACCUUGGAUUAUCAAUUAUCGCGACAGCGAAACGCCGAAUAUCACCCGUGGAGAUCAUAUGUCAAUGCUAAUUCAAUCAUUAAUGGAUGGAUUCACAACGUCGAGAGCCUUUCAAGUGGGAUAGCUCAGGAGAUACAUCGCUGGAAUUCUCGCGAAUUAUUGCGGCAAUUAUGAUACAUCGGAUCAGCCGUAUCACACACAUUGGGCAUUAUUUUUUCAGAAUGUAAUUGGCUCGCGAUAUGAGCUGUUCCAAGCUGUUACCGUCUCUCGAGGCCAAGCUGUCACCUUCAGGGAUUGUCGUAACCUGGGAACAUGACCUUACCGCAUGCGGAUAUGAGGUUU
Molecule: messenger RNA, 483 nt
Organism: Serpula lacrymans var. lacrymans S7.9
Lineage: Eukaryota; Fungi; Basidiomycota; Agaricomycetes; Boletales; Serpulaceae
Exons: 1
Coding region: 1-315 (104 amino acids)
Source: RefSeq, a predicted model, not a curated record